AUGUUGACCGGCUCUGACCCGUACAACAAUGAUACCCGGGGCUCCACUGACUUUCUAAAUAAAGAUAUUAUGUCAUCUCGCCCAGUGGGUAAUGGUACGGAGUAUUUUCCUGGUUUUCUAUCCGAACCUAGUGCUGGUGGAUUAACCCUUGGAGCUAGUUAUAAAGGAUAUGAAAAUUCAUUUGAGAAUCCAAAUCUACACGGCCACCGACGAGAAGGGCCUGGCCUUAGUGGACCGCCUUCUGGACCCAGCAAUAUUAGAGGAUACGAAACCCCAUUUGAUGAUCCAAAUUUGCUCGUCCGCGCACGAGAUGGAUCAUUCAGUGGAUUGACUGGUGGAGCUAGUGUUAGAGGCUACCAAGCUUCGUUUGAGGACCCAAAUUUGCUCGGCCAACGGCGGGAUGUUGGGGCUAGCAUUCCUGAUGUGGGCUCUGGAAGGCCUAAUUCCAUGAGAAGGUCUGCUGGUCCUCCAGUGGAGGCUGAUGGAGCAGUGUCGAAUGUGCUGUUUGUUGAUGGGCUUCCUACUGACUGUACCAGAAGAGAAGUGGGACAUCUUUUCCGACCGUUUAUCGGGUUUAGAGAACUUCGACUUGUCCAUAAGGAGCCCAGACGUCGUGGGGACAAGGCCAUGGUGCUGUGCUUUGUCGAGUUCGCUGAUGCAAAGUGUGCUCUUACUGCUUUGGAGGCCCUUCAAGGUAGUUACAAGUUUGAUGACAAGAAGCCCGACUCCCCACUCUUGAAGAUACAUUUCGCUCAUUUUCCCUUCCGUCUGCCGUCAGAGAGAGAUGGCCCACGGGGAUGA
Molecule: messenger RNA, 801 nt
Organism: Striga hermonthica
Lineage: Eukaryota; Viridiplantae; Streptophyta; Magnoliopsida; Lamiales; Orobanchaceae
Source: the annotation of a GenBank genome assembly